Molecule: messenger RNA, 1323 nt
Organism: Torulaspora delbrueckii
Lineage: Eukaryota; Fungi; Ascomycota; Saccharomycetes; Saccharomycetales; Saccharomycetaceae
Exons: 1
Coding region: 1-1323 (440 amino acids)
Source: RefSeq, a predicted model, not a curated record
AUGUAUUUCAGCUAUUUUUUGGUCUACUUCGGCGUUAUUGGAGCCAGUGCAGCAGAUAAUAAUUUUCGUAAGGCUCUUCAACUGUCUGACAAGAUAUGUUCUGUUAAUUUUGAUCCUAAAGAGGGUAGGUUUCAAAGGGUAUUCGAGACGGUUACUGGAUUCAUGUUACCUUCCUAUCUGACUACGCACGACACGAGUCCAUACAGUGGUUUCAAAAUUCUCAAGACCUACACUUUCAGACCUACUUCUUUAAGAUCCGAGACUCGACUUGGAGUUGCUUUCUGCGGUCAGGGAAAGGUUCAGUGGCAGACAAGCACUCAACUUCAAGAUGAUAUAGAGUGGGAUAAGCCGUUUUGCAUUUAUAACCCCGAUUAUGGGAGCCAAAAAAAGGCUAUCAAGGCUAGUCUCUGGAGUAAGGUAUGGCACAGAGUUACAGCCUCUAGUAAACAUUCAAAUAGUUUACGGACUAUGGCAAAGGGUGAUAUUGAGAAUUUUCAUUGUUUUAAAUUAGCUCGAAGAAAGAAAUACUUUGGCAGAAGUAAUUCUCUCUUUUUCCCCGGAAGUUGGGUUGGGGGUUUAUUCUACUGUGACCUUGAUAAUGAUAUGAAAAGCUACUUACUUGAUAUUUCAGGUGAUGAUUUGACGUUGUCGGAUCAAGGCGAUUUAGAUCUUUGUACAGUGAGAAAUUCCAUACCAUUAUUACCUCUUGAAUCCGACAACUAUGGUAAAAGUUGGCUUGAAUAUGAAAACUCCAAAUUGCUCACUCUUUUGGGUAAAGUGCAGGGAUUUCAAGUCACAAAAUAUGUUCCCUUUCUAUUCACGCCGAAUAGUCAAAUCGAAGAACUAAACUUUAAAAAUUCAGAAAGAGAGCUCUCGACCAAAAUGGCGAAAGAUAGGCCAAAGGCGGUUCAAGAUCAGAUACGAGAGUUACUGCUCAAGAGUACAUCAAGCUCCAAUACCGGUGAUCCAUGGUACUCUGAAAUUGAUGUCGAAGAGAAUUAUAUGUUCUCGCCAGAAGAAAUAAAAAUGAUGGACAGAUUAACCGACAAAACUCUGAAUUUAUUGAACCGUCUAUCUCUAUCUUCUCGAGACAGUGUUAAUAAAUUCCUGUCAGCUCCCGAGAGCUUGUUGCCAAACGGUGGUACCGCUAAAAGGCUGCGCAAAUAUUUCCACCGAAUGGAAGCUAAGAUCUGGGAAUAUUUGCCCGUUUAUGAUAAAAACCUGGCAGUGAUGACAAAAGAGCCUGAGCAGUUGCAGGAAUCUGAGAAUGAAUGGAAGAAUAUGAGAAUAAAUGGCCGAAAGUAUAAAUACUCUAUUUAUUGA